AUCGUUGUAGACAUUGAAAUUCCAAGAGGAAUGUCACAUAAAAGGAUGAUAGUAAGUCUUGGUGAUAUUGAUCUUUGUUAUGGUCGAUAUGAUACUCGAGAUCACUCAUUAUUCAGGACAUUGGACACAAUACAUAAGCAAGAUUUUUAUCAGCCUAGCUUUACAGGAUCUUCAAUCGUGAAAGGUGGUCCAAGAGAGCCUUGGCAUGACAUUCAUUGUAGGCUAGAAGGGCCUGUUGUGUGGGAUGUCUUGUAUAUUUUUGAGCAAAGGUGGAGGAAGCAUAUUGGAAAUAAAUUUAUCUACUCAAUGAAUGAGCUUGAUAAAUUUAUUAUUCGUCCAACGGAAGUUACAACAUCAAGGGAUAGAGAAACCUAGAAUGUUCAAAUAUUUCGGUCUAUUGAUGGUGGCAUUGUUACUGACUUCCUUGUAAACCCCGAAGAAGCUUCUGAGGUAGGCCUUGUUACUAGAUAAAGCGUCGUCAUUGAUCAAAGUAUCCACGAUGCAUACAUUAGUGCCAUUCGUCGAGCUAAGAAUUUCAUUUACAUUGAAAACCAAUACUUUAUUGGAAGUUGCUAUGGUUGGAAGCCUGCAAAUGAUAUCAAGCUCGAGGACAUCGGAGCUUUGCAUCUUUAUCCCAAAGGAGAUCUCACUCAAGAUUGUGAGCAAGAUUCAAGCAGAGGAGAGAUUUACGGUCUACAUUGUUCUUCCGAUGUGGCCAGAAGGUAUACCAGAAAGUGAUUCUGUUCAGGCAAUUCUAGACUGGCAGAAAAAGACAAUGGAAAUGAUGUACACAGACAUAUGCAAUGCCAUUAAGACCAAGGGAAAUACUAUUGUUGAUCCUAGAGAGUACUUGACAUUCUUCUGUCUUGGAAACCGCGAAGUCAAAAAGCCUGGAGAAUACAAACCUCCUUAGAAACCAGUUCCUGAUACUAAUUAUGCAAGAGCUCAAGAAUAUAGACGCUUUAUAAUUUACGUUCAUUC
Molecule: messenger RNA, 981 nt
Organism: Solanum tuberosum (potato)
Lineage: Eukaryota; Viridiplantae; Streptophyta; Magnoliopsida; Solanales; Solanaceae
Product: phospholipase D alpha 1-like
Exons: 1
Coding region: 500-913 (137 amino acids)
Biological process (GO): phospholipid catabolic process
Cellular component (GO): plasma membrane
Molecular function (GO): D-type glycerophospholipase activity
Source: RefSeq, a predicted model, not a curated record